UCUGGUGUGCAAGGAGUGAAAAUAGACUUCAGAACAUUUUAGAAGGUGCAGUUGAAGGAGAGCAAUAUCACAAACAUUAUAAAAGCCACCAGUCUCCGAGAUGGUAACAAUGCACAUUCUACUGCCAGUGAUACUGUUGCACCACUCUCUAACAUAUGCCAAUGGAUUUUGCUUUGUGAAAUGUGACCAGACAGUUACUGUCACUGCAAACUGCAUUGAGCUCUCAGAAGUUAACUUUUCUAACAUGGGAAAGGUGAAUGUAACCAAUCACUCCAUCACACAUGUAAAGACAUUUCCAAAUUCAACAUACCACAAACUCACUUCUCUGGAUAUGUCCUACAAUAGCAUUCAAAUACUUCCGGAAGAUUUUCUAUACAAUGCUAAUAUGCUGAAAGAAGUUAUCCUCUCUCAUAAUAUGAUUUCAAAACUACCAGAAAUGUUCUUGGUAAAUGCUUCUGCUUUGGAAUGCUUGAAACUUGAAGGAAAUCCAUUAUCCUCCAUUCCCGCUAGUGUUUUUCAACCCAGCCUCCGGAACUUGAGAAUUAAUUGUGAAUGUACAGUUGUAGAAAGUACACAGAAAGCAAACAGGUUUUGUCACAAUAGCACAGAAUGUUCCUUCAAAUGUCAGAAAGGGUUAUCCUGGUUUGAUAUUGAAGAAUUCUACCAAAAAGAAUGCAGAACUGUUAUGUUGGCAUGGUACAUAGCAAUUCCCUUUGUGGCUGUUGCACUACUAGCGGGAGGCACGACUUAUUUCAUUUGUUCUAAGAAAAAGAAAGAGGCUAAUUUUGAAAGCAACAAAAAUGUCGACAAAUCACCUGCUCAUGGGCAGCAACAUUAUACGACAAGAAAUAUGGAAAACAUCUCUACAGCAACACAUCAUCCAGGAAAAAAUUAUGAGAAUGUUGUUAUUGGUCAAUGGCAUCCAGAUCAAGAGAAGCCGUACACUUUCACUGAACACAAGAGAUGGCAGGCUGGAAACAGCGAUGCAAUGAAAGAAGAAGACAUAUACCUGGAAAGUGAUGUAACUGAUGGUGACCUGCCUAUCUACACCAACACACAAAACGUGUACUAUAGUUACACGGAGUCUGGUGAAAUGAACAACAUGAACAAGGAAGAGGAUGAUGUGUAUAUCUUACCAGAUCAGUAAUCACAGAAGCAUUUCUAAUUCAUAAUUCCACCUUGUCUACUGUAAAUGUGACAAGAACAGUUGAGAAUGAGUCCUUUCUGAAUCUUGCCAAAAAUCUUCCUUUAUAAAGACUUGACCCAACAGGCACAAUACACAAGUCGUACUUCUGCUGUGGCAGCUGUUUAGCCAAAUAGCACUAAUACAUAUAAAUGCAUUUCCUAUACAAAUUAUGUGUUUAGCUUGAAAUAUUGAAACAAUAUUGUUUGUCCAGUGAAAAUAAAGCAAACUGUUGAGAAGAAGACAUUUAACCAGAACCCAGCCACAUAUAUGCCCUAGACAAUUAAGCAAGUUGUCACCAUGAAAUCAUUUCAAGUGCAAAUGGACAUUUGAUUUGAUAAGCACUUAUGGAAUCCUCGCAAUAAAUAAACCUUCUUUAUAAAGUAAGACAAACUGAAGUUUUUGGAGUUGUGACACAUAUAUGGGUAAAAAUCAAAGUUCAUUUAUUGUCAUUUAUUUGCAUAUGAGAAAAAUGCUCAUUGCUGAAAGAGGGCAGUAUGCAAAGCCAUUCUCUUCUGAGCUAAAAUGAGCACAAUUUUAGUAAAAAGUAUAGCAUUCUAACUAUUGUGUAUGUGUGCCAUGUGUCUUUGUUAUAAUCUGCGGCAAGGCCCAGCAUUUUUAUUAUGACGCUUGUUUCCUCAUUGUCCUCUGUUCUCUAAUGAGAGCAAUAUUUCUGGUGUCCAUGGCUGAACUACAAACUGUGGUUAUUAAAUUACAACUAAAGUAAACCCUGUCACAAUGUGAAAUGGAGGCCCGGGGCAAAUCUCCUUUUCUACCUAUAAAGUCAAUAGACUCUGAGUCAGGGAGACCUCUGUUCAGUUCUGGUUAAUAAUACCCAUUUUAGCCCUUUGUGGUAUUGUUCAAGUCAUUUAUUUCUGCACCGUAGGUACCAGGUUUCUGGGGUAAUGUAUUAUAAGUCGUUAAAAACAAAAAUAAAAUGCACAGUGCUUUUUAGCAACCAUUAUAGUUUGAUCCAGUGUACCAAUGAAUGUAAUAAAAUGUGUCAAUAAAAAAAUAAUUAUAUUUGUGCGUAAAAAAUUCUAAUGAAGAACAAGAAGCACAAUGCAAAAUGCUAUUUUUUGUCUUAUUAAAUUUUAAUCUCUAGUGGGAAGAGGUCCUAGAUCCUAUGUAUCUAAAAAAAAAUCUGUGCAUGUUACUGAUGAUUAUAAGAAUAAAGAUUAAAAUAAUA
Xenopus laevis (African clawed frog) is the source of this 2372-nucleotide messenger RNA. RefSeq lists its product as uncharacterized. The transcript is spliced from 3 exons. The coding region runs from base 101 to 1147 and encodes 348 amino acids. NCBI's taxonomy places the organism in Eukaryota, Metazoa, Chordata, Amphibia, Anura, Pipidae. The record is from RefSeq and is a predicted model, not a curated record.